AUGCUUCUACUUAGCUUCAGUCUUUUCUUCUUGCUUGUUGCUUUAUUCGAAGCCGAUCCAAAAGUAUGCACUGCUCUUUACAAGGUGAUAGAUGAAAAUUGUCCGGCAAACGCUGUAAUUCAAGAGAUUCUAAACGACGAGAGGCCGGAGCCAACGAAACGAGAGUCGAAUUGGGGAAUUGUUGACACAGACCGCUUGUUGAUCAGCCGUAGUCAAGCCUUUGAGGUGGGCACAGGACUUGGGAAUCGACUCUUUGCUGUCAUGUCGACAUUCGGAAUUGCCAACAAGUUGAAUAGACAAGCGAUUUUUCCGGCUCGUCACGAACUGUGCACUUGGCAUUGCAUUGAGGCACUUUGGGAGAUCUCGACUCUUUUCCCUGGUCUCAUCCCAGAAAAAGCUAUCGAUGUUUCGGCUCGGCACACGAAAAACCUCUACGAUGAACUCGUGAUCAAUGAGUGUUGUCUUUAUAUUGACCCAUUCAAAAGACACUUUCCAAUUCAACAACAGCAACAAACUCUUCGUUUUUAUGGCUCCUUCAUUCAAAGCUACAAAUACUUUAUCGACUAUCAAGACGAAUAUGAGCCAAUUUUGAAAUCCGGAUUGAAAGCUUUUGCGAAACUUUCAGCGUCAAUGGCGCCAAUUGAAGUGAUUGAUCCGGGAGCGACAAGAAUCUGUCUUCACACUCGUCGUGGCGGCUUUACAGGAGACUUUCAUCAGGCCUCAAAUCCAACUUUUCUUCGCAACACAAUUCAACAUUUUUCGAAACCGAAAAAUCGUCGAAAUGUUCAAUUUCUCCUAUUCGGCGAUGAUGUGGAUUGGUUGCGCUCAAUUGAGGCUGAAAUGAAGAUUUUAAAUCCAAAUCUUCAUAUAGUUGAUCAAAAAGGAUCGCCACCGGUCGCUACAUGGCAUUUCUUUUCACAAUAUUGUGACAAAGUUGUGAUCACAGCUUCUUCGUCAACUUUUGGCUGGUGGGCGGCUUACUUUUCACAAUUGGGGCGGCCGAAUGUUGAGGUCUACUACAAUAAGAGAUUCGCCAAAAGCGCCGCCUAUUUAACCCAGCAGAAAGAUGAAGAUUUCUUUUUGCCCAAUUGGAUACCCCUUGAUUUGGAGAAUGGAAAUGAUAAACGAAAA
Molecule: messenger RNA, 1131 nt
Organism: Mesorhabditis belari
Lineage: Eukaryota; Metazoa; Nematoda; Chromadorea; Rhabditida; Rhabditidae
Source: the annotation of a GenBank genome assembly